AAAUAUGUUUUAGGCGUAGAGACGAUUCAGCUCCAUUGAAGAAUUUUUCAAAGUCGUUUUUUUUUAGAGAAUGGGAUUGAUAACUGUUCCCGUUUAUACAACUAUUAUUACGCUGAUUUGGUUAACGAAUACUUUGAUUAUCAAGAGUAGGUAGUUCAUUCAAUUAUUUGUUGGACAAAUUGAAAGUUCAAACAAAUGGCCCCGUACCGUUAUCUAGAAGAAAAGAAAUGGUCAAAACGCGUUUUCUACCAAGAGCGGUAGUUGGAGCCCGAAAGUUGAAAUUGUUUAUAUAUAUAUUCGAACCUGCUCCCCUUCAUAAAUUGAUAACAAUGGGGAAACAAGUGGUUAGCAGCCAUAUAUAUUUUAAUGAAUAGUUUAUGCAUUUUGGAUUAAACUAGAGUAGUUAGUAGUUCGUCUAUUUAUAUCGAGAGAAAUUUUAUCCGAAAGAGUAGAGCACAAACACGUACGUACGUAUUUAUACAUACUAAAAUAAGUAGUGUAAGCGAUCAUGGUGGAUGUUAUCGUCCGGAGUGGCUGCGCGACUUACGGAUCUCAUAGCGAAGCAAAUUCGAAAUAGAGUGAAUUUGGUGAAAGGCGUUGAGAGCGAUAUCCAAAAUCUUUCCGGCGAGCUCAAAAGACUAGGAAACACGUUGGAUGAUGCAGAGAGGAGAGAAUUCAAGGACAAGAGCGUCAAAGAUUGGUUGAGGAAGCUAGAAGACGCGUCUUACGAAAUGGACGACGUGUUGGACGAAUGGAACAUUUCCAUUGUCAAACUUCAGCAAAAGAAGGUAGGGUCCUUCAUCCCGUUUCCAAAUCUAGUUGUCAACAACUUUGCUAUUCGUUACGACAUCGCCUUGAAAAUAAUAGAAGUGAAAAAACGACUCGAUCUGAUUUUCGUGGAGAGAGAUCGGUUCGAUUUUGUGGCCUCUUACCCUAUUCAUGCCUCUCGCGAACCGCGGCUAAGUCAAACUACUUCUUUGAUUGACUUAGCGAAAGUUUGCGGCCGCGAGUCUGAAAAUGAAAACCUGGUAGACAAACUUAUGAGUGUAGGUGGUAGCAGAGACGAAUUAGACGUAUGUGUCCUCUCCAUAGUGGGCCCGGGGGGUAUUGGAAAGACAACUCUUGCUAAACUAGCUUAUAACGAUAGUCGAGUAAAAAAUUGCUUUCAACUAAGAAUUUGGAUAUGUGUUUCACGUUCUUUUGAUGAGGUUGGAAUAGCGAAUGAAAUUAUUUUUAGAGUAGGGGGAAGUAAACCAAAUACAAACCAAUUAGAUAUGCUAUUACGUUGUCUAAAAGAGUUAAUUUCUGGAAAGAAGUUUCUUCUUGUCCUGGAUGAUGUUUGGAUAGAAGAUAAUACUAAGUGGGAACCUCUAAAAAACUCUCUCAAACAACGUGACGGGGUGGGUAGUAAGAUUUUGGUGACAACCAGAAAUCAAUGUGUUGCUGUAAUGAUAGGUAGUGUUAAGAAUGAGAUCCACCAUUUAGGAAGUCUGUCAGAUGAUGAGUGUUGGUUGUUAUUAAGUCGGAUAGCCUUUUCUGGAAAGAACGAGGAGGAAUGUAAAAGAUUUCAUAACAUAGGUAAUAAUAUUGCUAAGAAGUGCAAGGGAUUGCCACUUGCAGCAAAGACUUUGGGAAGUCUUUUGCUUUCUAAGAAUACCUUGAAAGAAUGGGAGAAUGUAAUGAAUAGUAAAAUAUGGGAAUUAGAGAAAGUUGAAAUUGACAUCUUCUCCCAUUUGCUUAUAAGUUACAACGAACUGUCCCCGACACUUAAGCGUUGUUUCUCAUAUUGUGCUGUCUUUCCUAAAGAUACCAAAAUUGAUCUGGAAAGUGUAGUAACCAAAUGGAUGGCAAUGGGUUACCUAGAAUCACGCGGGGGUAAUGGCGGUGACUGGAAAGUUAGAGGGAGAGAGAACUUUGAUAAGUUAGCGAUGCUCUCUCUAUUUCAAAACUUUAAGAGUUGUGGUGAUAAGACGGAAUCGUUUAAGAUGCACGAUAUAUUGCAUGAUUUUGCUCUAUUCCUUAGGAAGAAUGGUAGGGUAGGAGCAGCAGGAAUGAAGAAAACAACCUGCCAAGCUUGUAACAUUUUGAUAGUUUCUCAAGUUCAAGAAUACCGUAGCUUAUUUAACUACAAAGAACUUCCAAAUCCACAUCUUUGUGAUUGCCUCGCACGUGUGAGGUUGUUAAGUUUAAGGAAAUGUGGCUUGAGAGGUAUUCCGAAACAAAUAAAAAAGUUGAUUCACUUGAGAUGGUUGAACUUGGGUCGUAAUAAUUUUCACGACCAAGAUGUGAAGACCGUUUGUAAGCUUUAUAACUUGCAAUUUCUUUGGUUGGACAUGUGCCAGCUAGAAAGAUUUCCUCGAAAAUUGGGAAUUUGGUUCACUUGAUACACUUGGACUUGAGCUAUAACAAUCUUCUUAAAGAGUUACCGGAGAGACUAUGCAAUUUGUGCGAGUUAGAAACUUUGAAUGUCGAUGGGUG
Molecule: messenger RNA, 2478 nt
Organism: Erythranthe guttata (spotted monkey flower)
Lineage: Eukaryota; Viridiplantae; Streptophyta; Magnoliopsida; Lamiales; Phrymaceae
Source: RefSeq, a predicted model, not a curated record